AUGGCUGACGGUGGCGCCUUGUACAUGGGCUUUGAUCUCUCAACGCAACAAUUGAAAGGCAUUGUCGUUGACUCCAAACUCAGACUAACACAUGAAGCCAAGGUCGACUUCGAUGCGGAUCUAAGCAAAUAUGGAAUCCAAAAGGGUGUCCUUACGAAUCCGGCAGAAGGCGAAGUCUUCGCUCCACCCGCAAUGUGGCUCGAGGCCUUGGACCUUGUUCUGGAGCGACUCAACGCAGCAAAGCUCGACUUCAGUAAGAUCAAAGGUGUCUCCGGUGCCGGCAUGCAACAUGGCACAGUCUUCUGGUCGAAAGAUGCAGAAAAGCUGUUGGGCAGGCUAGACUCGAACAAAUCUCUGGUCUCGCAGCUUGGUGCUGAGCAUGGAAACGGAGGCGCUUUCGCUCAUGAAAUGAGCCCAAACUGGCAGGAUGCUAGUACGCAAAAGCAAUGCGAUGCAUUCGACUCCGAACUUGGCGAUCCCGACAAACUCGCCUUCACGACGGGCAGCAAAGCUCAUCACCGUUUCAGCGGACCACAGAUUCUGCGAUAUCGAUUGAAGCAUCCUCAACACUACGAACAGACCGCGCGAAUUUCUCUCGUCUCCUCGUUCCUUGCGUCGACACUCCUUGGGAAGAUUGCUCCCAUGGAUAUCAGCGACGUCACUGGGAUGAACCUCUGGGAUAUCAACGCAGGGACGUGGCAUGAAAAAUUGCUGGCGCUCGCUGCAGGUGGUAUCGACAACGUAUCGGAGCUGAGGCGGAAGCUCGGAGAAGUUCCAGAAAGCGGUGGCGACAGUUUGGGAUCGAUUAGCAAGUACUAUGUUUCGCGCUACGGCUUCCCUACAGAUUGCCAAGUCAUCCCUCACACCGGCGAUAAUCCAGCAACUAUCUUGGCAUUGCCAUUAAGGGCCUCCGACGCAAUAGUUUCGCUGGGGACAAGCACGACGUUUCUGAUGUCUACGCCCGAAUAUAAACCGGAUCCAGCAUACCAUUUCAUGAACCAUCCGACCACCCCAGGCUUAUACAUGUUCAUGCUAUGCUACAAGAACGGCGGACUAGCUCGCGAGAAGAUUCGCGACCAAAUCGACGAGUCCACCAGCUGGGAUAAAUUCAACUCGAUCGCGCUUUCAACUCCGCCGCUGUCUCAACAGGGAGAUGGAGACAUGAGAAUUGGCCUAUAUUUCCCCCGGCCCGAAAUCGUCCCUAACCUUCCUGCCGGUCAAUGGCGGUACCUGUACAAUCCAGAGACGGAGGAGUUGAAAGAGGUCUCGUCUGACAUUUGCCCAGAUGACGCUCGCAAUAUUAUCGAAUCGCAAAUGCUGUCCUGUCGACUUCGAUCACAAAAACUCGUCAAAGCCGAGAAAGAUCCGAAGACGGGCGAGACCUUACCUCCUCAGCCACGUCGCGUGUACCUGGUCGGAGGAGGCUCUGCCAAUGAAGCUAUAGCCAAGAUCUGUGGUGAAGUGCUGGGUUCUGUCGAAGGUGUCUACACGCUCGACAUCGGAGGCAAUGCAUGCGCUCUCGGCGCAGCGUACAAAGCAGUCUGGGGUUGCGAGCGGAAGAAAGGACAGACAUUCGAAGACCUGAUCGGAAGUCGAUGGGAUGAGGCGAGCUUUGUCAAGCGAGUCGCAGACGGAUAUAAGAAAGGCGUGUUCGAAAAAUAUGGCGAAGCCGUCAAGGGUCUUGACUUGAUGGAGAAGCAGGCAUUGAAGAGCUCCAAAAAGUCAGCUUGA
Messenger RNA from Pseudocercospora fijiensis CIRAD86, 1731 nucleotides. RefSeq lists its product as uncharacterized. Gene Ontology annotation, biological process: xylulose metabolic process; D-xylose metabolic process. Gene Ontology annotation, cellular component: cytosol. The record is from RefSeq and is a predicted model, not a curated record. NCBI's taxonomy places the organism in Eukaryota, Fungi, Ascomycota, Dothideomycetes, Mycosphaerellales, Mycosphaerellaceae. Gene Ontology annotation, molecular function: D-xylulokinase activity. The transcript is spliced from 5 exons. Bases 1 to 1731 code for a protein of 576 amino acids.